Macrobrachium nipponense is the source of this 9956-nucleotide messenger RNA. RefSeq names its product zinc finger protein 84-like. The transcript is spliced from 2 exons. Gene Ontology annotation, biological process: regulation of transcription by RNA polymerase II. Gene Ontology annotation, molecular function: DNA-binding transcription factor activity, RNA polymerase II-specific; RNA polymerase II cis-regulatory region sequence-specific DNA binding. The coding region runs from base 647 to 1687 and encodes 346 amino acids. Lineage: Eukaryota; Metazoa; Arthropoda; Malacostraca; Decapoda; Palaemonidae. The record is from RefSeq and is a predicted model, not a curated record.
CUCAGACUCUGCGUCUGCGUCAUUCAUCACAUCUGUUACUACCGAUUAGUAGUAGAUCAUCGGAACGGAUUAAGGGCGGGAUUAGUGGUCGAGUUCAAAGAAUAUCGCAAGCAGAGGAAAAUUUCAUGAGAUCCUGGAUGUAACGCAAUGGGAAUUUUAGAAGAUUAUUACUGAAUUUUUGUUAUGUGAUACGAAAGUUUGCAUUGAUGACUGAAUAUUUUGUUGUCUUUACAUAUUGUUAAUUUAGAAAUAAUUUAUGAUGCUACGAAGUGUAGUUGGUCUUAUGAAAUAUUUUGGUUUUUAACGAAUGCAAUUGUGUUUUAUAUGUUUGCCAAAUUGUUUCCUUUGUGGUGACAGGAGCCCUGUUUUUCACAGGAAUAUUUGAUUUCCAGUAUAAUUGAAAGCAGGCUGUAAAUGAGCUAGGAUUAUUUUGAACUUGCAAAACACCUGGAUGCAAUCUACCAUUCUGUGAGACGUAGAUUUUAUGAUUACUUGGAUGAAAACUGUUUAUUCCCAAAAUUUCACUAUCUGAAAGUUUGGCAAUAGUUGGUUCAUUUUGAGAGCUUUUCUUGGAUGAAACUGAAUAUUCAUUGACAUAAAACAGACUUUUUUUCAAAGCUGUAUACGUAUUCAACAUCCUUUGAGAAUGGAAGCAGAAAACUCAGUUUUUUCUUUAUUCAAACAAGGAAACGAUAAUUUUGAGGAUGAACAUACCAAAUCCACAGUUGAUGGAUCUUUAUUUGUAGAUUCUUCCAUAGAAGCAAUGGGGGACCCAGAAUAUAUUGAAUGUGAAGUUGAUGUAAGAUAUACAUGCCAGGAUAGAAAGAGUGAAGAAGACCAUCCAAGUUUUGACGUGGAAAGCGGAAAGAAGAAACCUUUCGCUUGCUCAGUAUGUCAAAGAAGUUUUUCUGAAUCAGGUGAUCUCAAAAAACACAUGAGAACUCACACAGGAGAGAAACCAUAUACUUGCUCUGUAUGUCAAAAAAGUUUUUCUCAUUCAAGUAAUCUCAAAAAACACAUGAGAACUCAUACAGGAGAGAAACCGUAUACUUGCACUAUAUGUCAAAGAAAUUUCACUCAUCAAAGUCAUCUCAAAUCCCACAUGAGAACUCAUACCGGAGAGAAGCCAUAUACUUGCUCAGUUUGUGAGAAAAGUUUUUCUCAUCAAUGUGAUCUUAAAACACACAUGAGAACUCAUACGGGAGAGAAACCGUAUACUUGCUCAGUAUGUGAGAAAAGUUUUUCUAGUCAAAGUAAUCUCAAAACACACAUGAGAUCUCAUACAGGGCUGAAACUAUUUACUUGCUCUGUAUGUGAGAAAGCUUUUUCUCAAAAAUGUGAUCUCAAAAAACACAUGAAAACUCAUACUGGAGAAAAACCAUAUACUUGCUCGGUAUGUCAAAAAUGUUUUUCUGAAUCAAGUAAUCUCAAAACACAUAUGAGAUAUCAUACAGGAGAGAAACCAUAUACGUGCUCUAUAUGUCAAAAAAGCUUUUAUCAACAUAAUCAUCUCAAAACACACAUGAAAAGUCAUACAAGAUCAGUAGAGCCAAAAGGCACAAAUAAGAAAGUACCAAGACCUAAAAACGACCUGAAAAGCACAUGGAAACUGAAGGAAAUAGAAAAAAUACCCGUGGUGGUAGGGGCAACAAGACUAAUAAAGAAAAACCUGAGAAAAUAUCUUUAGGCAGUACCAAGUUGCCCAAGUGUAAAUGAGGUGCAGAUUGCUGCCCUCAAAGGAACAGGAAACAGCUUGUAAAGAGCCCUCGGAUAUAAGGCUAGUGGAAUGGAGGUGUAACCAUAAACCCUCAGGUUGGGGCCCAUUGCACCACUGAUAUAAAUUGUAAGUUAAGAAUAACGUAAGCCAGAAAGAAACCAUUCACUUGUUGUGUAUGUCAAAGAAGUUUCCUGGUUUAAGUCAACUCAAAACACAAGAAUUCCUAAUAGACAGAAACUGUGUAUGUUCUUGAUCUUUGUCCAAGUAGUAUUUCUAAUUCUGAAAUUCUCAAAGCACACAUUGGAAAUAAUUUUAGAGAGGGAUAUUCUCCAGUCCUAAUGUAAAAAAUGUUAGCCAUUUUCAAACACUUUGAGGUUACUCUUGAAAAUUCAUAAUAUUUACAGGUCAAUUAGAUGUAAAGUACAGAAUGCCAAAACCUAUGUAACUUACCGAGUAAUUACAUGUAGCUGAAGGCUUCCUACCAUGGCAGUUGAAAUAUUCCAAAUUUUGUGCCGGUGCCAGCAUCGUUAGUGUACGUGUAUAGGACCCACCCACUUUUGGGAGCGAUGUGUUCAAAAAAGAGAACCCAUUCUUUUUUUGCUGGCUCCUGACUAACAUCGGUGGUUUUAGCAGUCAUCUUUCAUCAUUGUUUGGAUAUUUUCCAGUAUCUUUAGUGACAUACUAGAUUAUUUUGUGGUUGUUUGCAUAAUUAGCUAGACCAAUUAUAUCAGAUUCAAGCUCUUCCAACAUUAGAUAUUGUUCAGAAGGAUGUAGAAUUAGAUUGACUAAGUUCUCAUAUGACUUGCACAGCAAAUGCAUUACUAAAUGUAGGGAGCAGGAUUGUUCAAGGGAAUUAACUUGCUCAGUGUUUGUAAAUUGGGAUGAAUCUAAAUGGAAAGCUUAAGAUCUCAUUUAGACAAACUAUCUAGAGAUAGGAAGAGAAAGGCAGCGCCCAGAGCUGAAAGUAGGACAUCUAUAGAGACUUCUCCUUUAGUAGUUGAGGAAUUACCUACGCUUGCUCAACCUCCUAUUACUUCCCCAGUUGUUAGCCCUCCUAGCAACUCCAAUUUCAGGCUCCCAUGAUUCCAAACCCAACACCAUUGCCAGAAGGUCACUGUCCCGCUCCCCCCGCACCGGGGAGUAGACAAGGGAGGCUGGAGGGCUUGCUCCCAGACAGUUACCCUCUCCGUCGUACCUGUUGAUGGCUCCCAGGCUGCGAUAGAGUGCCGUUGGAAAGGUGUCUCUUUCAGUGCUCACCGUCUGUCGUCAGACUAUGGGCUCUUCUCCAGACAAGAGACACCAUCUUCGUAAAUCAUCGACCUCUAGGCCUCUGAAGAGGCAUGCUGCGCUUGUUAAAGAGAUACAGGGAGGUUGGGGACAAUCCACAACCUUCAUGUAGUUUUCAAGACACACACACACACUUUUAUUUUUGUAAUUGGGAUAGCCCGGAGUCCUUUUCAGGAGCAAGCUUUGCGAUCACUUUUACCCGUCAAAUGACCACCUGUUUCUGAUCGCCCAUCUCGUGAGGACACUGUAGUGUCUGCUACUGUUCAUUGAUGAGCUUCUCUGGACCGCUUGGCAUCCUCUCUUGGCUUUUCGGCUUUUCUGCACUUGUCCUCUCAGCACCAAUCUUGGACCGCACAGUGCCCAUACCUAGACUCUUAAUGCCCAUUUUUGGUAGCUCGAUGCCUGUCUCGGACCGCUCGGCGCCCGUAUCAGCGGCGCCGCUGCGGGGCGCAUAGCGCCAUUAUCAAUGUGGAUGAGUCGUUGGCACCUCUUAAAUGCCAAUUAGAGCAGGUGAUGGACUUUUUAAGAAAGAAACCGUCUUCUAAAAGCAAGGAGAGUAACUUGUCUGCGAUUUCAUCGGAAGAUGAAGCAGUAGAGUAAGAGACAGCUUCCUCUUCUGCUUAUGCCGUUGCUUAUGAAAUUCUUUCUGGAGAAUUACCUGGAGUUUUUCGUUCCUGCGACUCCAGUAGCUCCUGCUUCUACCUUACUUAUAGGGAAAAUUCCUUUAGAUGGACUCCCUCAGAUGGUUUUGUUUUCCUCUUCUAAGAUGGUUCUGGGAGAAGUGGAAGAGUGGCUGGCUGGCUGGCAAGAGGGAGCUAGGGAACGCCACCUUUGCUUUUCCUCCCUCUAAACUUAUCAAGAAGCGACUGCUAUUAUGUGACAGGUGAGACUCCUUCCCUGGGAGUUUCUGCCUCCUCCCAGGGGGACUUGUCCAGUCCAGUGGACUCAGAGGGACGGUCGGCAUUUGCUGCUGCAAAGGUUUUCUUCUCUUCACCAAAAAUCGAUCAUUUGGUGAAGAAUAUUUUCAAAGUCUUAGAAAUUUUCAGUUUCUUAGACUGGACUGUGGAUGCCUUGGCUAGAAAGAUAGAAAAUUGUCCUUCUCUAGUAGCAGAAGAUCUGUCUGCAGAUUGGCUUGGAGUGUUGUCUUGUACAGACAAAGCAGUUAGGGAUGGUUACAGUGAAAUUGCUUCCCUUUUCUCAAUGGGAUUGUUGAAAAAGAGAGAGCUGUGGUGCUCUUUCACUUCCAAGGGUGUCACAUCUACUCAGAAGUCUGCCCUCUUGUUCUCGCCUUUUGAUAAGGCUUAUCUUUUUCCACAAAGUAUGGUGAAAGACGUCCUGUCAGACCUUCAGAAUAAGUCCACUAUGGACUUAUUGACUCAGUCUUCUAGAAGGCCAAAGGAGCCUGUAGCCUCCUCCAAGUUGUUCUCUCCAUUGCAGUCUCAGCCCUUUUGGGGGUUAGAUCCAUAUCACAGUCCAGACCAAGAGCUAACUUGCGCUCUAGUGCAAGACCUAUCAAAAAGUACUCCAUUAAACUGUCUUCCAAAAAGUGAUUUGUAUGUCCUCUAUAUCCCUGUAGGAGUAAGGCUCCUUCAUUUUUGGAGGGAAUGGAACCACAGAGGGGCAGAUCCUUGGGUGGUACAGCCAUUGAGAGAAGGCUAUGUAUUUGAUUCCUCUCAUAGAUAAGCUGCCGUUAUCCAGCUCACUGAUCGUGUUAACAGUACUUGGUAGGAUCCGAGAGACAUUUAGCCUUCUUGCAGGAGGUGGAAGCACUUAUCUGCAAGAGAGCAAUGGAAGAGGUGUCAGAUCAUGGCACAGAAGGGUUCUACAACUGACUCUUCGUACUCCCCUAAUCAUCGGGGGGCUGGAGGCCAGUCCUGGACGUCAGUGCCCUGAACUUCUUUAUUGCAAGACGAAGUUUCAUAUGGAGACCAGUGCCUCAGUCAUGUCCUCUCCACAUUCAGGGGAUGGGAUGGUAACUCUGGAUGUGGAAGAUGCAUACUACCAUAUUCCCAUUCAUCCGGAGUCAAGGAAACUUCUUUGCUUCGUGCUCCGAGGCAAAGUUUUGCAAUUCAGAGCUCUCUGUUUAGGUCUGACUUGGCGCCUCAAGUAUUUAUGAGAGUUGUAACCCCUCUCACAAAGUGGCUUCACCUGAUGGGGAUCAAAAUCUCAUUUUUCCUGGACAACUGGCUUCUUCAUUCACCCUCAAAGGAACAGUGCAUGGAGGACUUGAAAAAACUAAUGACUUUGACUCAGGAGUUGGAAAUUUUAAUAAAUGUCCAAAAAUCGCGGCUUACUCUGUUACAGACAAUUCUGUAUUUGGGCAUGAUUCUGGACUCAAAUUUUUCGGGGUUUUCUGUCCCAAGCAUAUAAAUGCAUGUCCUCAAACAGUCUGAGAAUUCCUAAAUCGUUAGUCCUUCUCAGCUCUACAAUGGAUGAGCUUACGGGGAACCCUAGCUUCACUGGAGACCUUUGUAAAACUGGGAAGGCUUGUCAUGCAUCCACUUCAGUUUUACCUGAAGGUACUUUGGUCCAGGAAGACUCAGCAGGACUCUCUCGUCUUUCCCAUUUCUGAGAAAAUAAAAACAGACCUUCAGUGGUGGUUAUCUGUGGACAGACCUCAGGAAGGGAAGUCACUCCGACCUCAGAACCCAGAGCUGAAAUUUUAUUCAGACAUGCCAGAUCUCAGAUGGGGGGCCAUCCUAGAAUGGCAAAAGGUGUCGGGCCUAUGGAUGGGAUCAGAAAGCCCUUCACAUCAAUGUGAAGGAAUAUUUAGUGAUCUUUCUAGGUCUACAGCAUUUUUCUCACCAGGUGUCUGUAGUAUUUCCAUCCACCCGACUAACUACUAGGUAGUUUGACAGAAACAUGAGGUGACAUUCCAAUUUUAUUCACAACCUCUGGGAAUACAUUUUGCAGAGCGUGACGCUAAGAAUGGCAGGAAGUCUCUCGACAAUAACAACAAAUGCCCACUUCCCUGCUUAAACAACAGGCACAAUUGAAUACAUACAUUAUUCCCAAGUGAUGUUUCUCAUUCACUCGCAAUACAUAUCGUUGUCCAGAAAGAUAGAAGCAGUGUUUGCAGACAACACAACGGCCCUGUCUUACAUCUACAAACAAGGGGGCACUCACUCCUUCACACUUUACCAAACACUGUAGGAGUUUCUUCUUUGGACAGAACGACAACAAGUGACGAUCUUCACUCGUUUUGUACAGGGCAGAUUAAACAUCUUGGCGGAUGAAUUAAGCAGACAAAACCAAGUCCUUCCAGUAGAGUGGACCUUGGACCUCCAAGGAUGCAAGGGACUUGGAGACUUUGGGGACGACCAACAGUAGAUCUCUUUGCAACAGCAAAGAAUCAUCGUCUCCUGAUCUUCUGCUUGCCAGUCCUGGACCCUCUAGUAUGGGCAGCGGGCGCUAUUCUCCUCAACUGGACAAGAUUAGACCUCUAUGCUUUCCCUCUGUUCGCCAUGAUGCAGGAGGUAGUAAGCAAAUUCUCCACACACCAGAAUGUCUCCAUGACUCCAUUCUGGCUGAGUAAGGAAUGGUUUCUGGACCUUCUUCAACUCUUAGUGUGGACUUCCUAAGACUUCUUCCUCCAAAGAAGUCACCAACUUCUGAAUACUGCCUACUUUGAUUGUAAAGCGUGCUAGUAGAAGAUCGAUGACAUCUAGCGAUGGCUUCUGCAGCUUGUUUUGAAAAGCCUUUUGCUUUCUAUUCAGGUUCCAUCAAAGACUAUGCGCUCUGUCUCUGACAGGAUUUCGACUGUCAGACGACUGGUUGAAGCGAAAGGCUUUUCAAAACAAGCUGCAGAAGCCAUUGCUAGAUGUCAUCGAUUUUCUACUAGUAGGCUUUACAAUCAAUGUGGGCAGUAUUCCCAAGUUGAUGUCGAAGGCAUAACAUCAUCUGAGUCCACUAUAGCCCAUAUAGCAGAUUAUUUGCUGUUUUUGAAGUCCUCCAGAAAGUUAUCCUCCAGUACCAUUAAGGGGUACAGAUCUUUCAAACACAGGGCUUUGGUUGUUGGUCUCAAUCAGGACCUUAGCGAUCUUAUUAGAUCUUUGGGGACUUCCAAAUUGGAGAAUGCGAAAGCAGUUUCAUGGAAUUUGGACAUAGUUCUGAAGUUGCUUUCUGGUGGCUCUUUCAAACCCCUCUGCAUGGUAUCACUCAAGAAUCUCAUGAAAAAAGACCCUCUUCCUAGUAGCUCUGGGUAUGGUAUAAAGGGUUAGUAAAUUAGAGGCGACAGAUAGAAGAAAAGGGUUUUCCGAAGGAGAUGCUGUCUAUUCCCUUUCUUUAGGAUUUCUUGCCAAGAAUGACAUGAACAAACCUUGGCCACGUUCUUUUUCUUUUAAGAAUCUGAUGGACAUCAUUGGACCAGAGGAGGAAGAAUUACUUUUAUGUCCAGUAAGAGCUCUACACUACUAUUUGCAGAGAACAGAAAAGAUUAGAGGACCUGCAAAUAUUUUUUGGUGUUCUGUGAAAUCCAAUCUCCGUCUCGUCCAAUGUCAAAGAAUGACAUUUCCUUCUUUUUGAGGAGUUUUAUAGCUGAGGCAUGCUCUCAACUCCAGGAAGAUAUGUUACCUUCCAUUAAUGCUAAGGCGCAUGAAGUUAGAGCAGUCGCCAUUUCUCUUGCCUUUAGGUAUAAUAUGUCUGUGGAUUCGAUGAUGCAGUCUACAUUUAAGAAAUGUAGGUCAGUGUUUGCAGUACAUUAUUUAGAGGAAAUUGAAACAGCUUUCAAGAAUUGUUCCACGUUGGGUCCAUUGUCGGUGGCUGGCAAGGUGUUGGGGGAGGAAGCAUACCGGGCAAACUGUCCCUCUAAUAUCCUCUAUUCUUGGUUAAGGUGUUGAGUUUUGGGAAGCCUGGCAGCACUUGUUACCCAGUCAUUAUUGUAGGGUGGUAUUGGUUGGUUUCAUAAUGUAGGUGAUGAUGUUAUUUUUAUCUGACCUACUCCCAGGGCAAGGGCGCCAAGUUUUUAAUCUUCAUCAGUCAUCCGGUGAACUUCCAUGACUACAAAGUUUUUUCCUACUAAGUAGGGGUGAUCAUUAGCCAAAACUGCCACGCCUUCUACAGGUGAAGGGAAUGCUGAACAGAGGCAGUAAUCCUCUGCAAUGCUUUCUUACCAGGUAAGGUACAAUGGGUAUUUUGAAAAUACUUGCAGAUCUGUAUACAUGCAGUCCCCAGGUUACGACGGGGGUUCCGUUCUUGAGACGCGUUGUAAGCUGGAACAUCGUCAAAAAUCCUAAGAAAACCUUACAUUUAAUGCUUUUGGUGCAUUAAAAACUAUGUAAACUGCAUUCUUAUUGCAUUUUUCAUCAAAAAACCUUCAAAUAUUGAUUAUUUUGCAUUUUUGGUGUCAUAUUUCUUCUGCCAGAUCAGCGUUGUAGGGCGGCCAUAACCCUGGAAAUAAUUUUGAUGAAUAUAAUUGAAAAGCGCCUUAACCUCAGAACGUCGUAAGCUGAACCUGUCGUAACCCGGGGACUGCCUGUACUCUGUUACCAACGCCAUAAGGGACCAGUAAUGAAUUAUGGUGCCAUGGCGCCAUAAGAUCUGUAUACUCUGUUAUCAGAUCCAUAAGGCACCAGUAAUGAGUUAUGGUGCCAUGGCGCCGAUAACAGCACCCCUCCCAGAAUGGAACCCCUGCCAGUAACCGGGGACUGCCUGUACUUACUUUUAAUGUCUAAUGUAGUACAUGUCCAUGAUUCCCACCUCCAUAAAUGUGGAGUCAGCUACAUGUAAUUACUUGGUAAAUUACAUGUGUAAGAAUGACAUUUUUAUAGUAAAAUUAGUUUUUACACAUACUCACCAAGUAAUUACAUGAUCAUAGCCCUUCCCCCCUCCUCACAGAUGGACAUGGCAGGCCAAACAAAUUGGUUUCCUGCAGUUUGUACCCAUCGGUCCCAAAAGUGGGUGGGUCCUAUUCACCUACACUAGUGAUGGUGUCGCCACCACAGAAUUUGGAAUAUUUUGACUACCGUGGUAGGAAGUUUGCAGCUACAUGUAAUUACUUGGUAAGUCACAUGUGUAAAAUCUAAUUUUAUUAUAAGAAUGACAUUUUUUGACUGGCAGUAUUUUAUUUAUUCAAGAGUAUUUCAAAUGGAAGAAAAUUACUAGUACAUAGAUUCUCACUAGGAUUGAAUAUUGUACAUAGAACAUCGUGAGAAAAUGGAAGCUGAAAUAUCAUUAUCAUUGCUUUUAAUCACAGAAGAGAAGGAGAAUUUGGAGGAGGAUCAUACUGAAAACACAGAUGAUACUUUCUUAGAAGUCAAAGCAGAACCAGAAUAUUUUGACCAUAGUGAAUUUGAUGUGAAAUGGUUGUAUAAAUAGCCUUUAUACAAAGGUAAAUUAAUUUUAGUUUUUUUAAAUUGUGCUCAUUGAAUACUGUUCAGUACUAGGUUAAGAAAUUGUCUGGUGUCUAUACUUAACAUUUCUUAUUCCUAUGUACUUUUUGUAUGAUUUUCAAAUUAUAUGCAUAAGUAGUUGUAAGCUUGAAUAUUUCCAUGAAAUGUCAUGAAUAUUGGAAAUGAAAAGACUGAUUUUUCAUUAAACAUCAAUUAAUGUUAGGUCCAUUUAUAUUUGAUUACUUUUUUUUAUAUGUUCUAUGUUUUAAUACUCUGCAAAGAAUGUGAUACAGCAUUAGUUAAUCCUUUGUAUUAACCCACUGGACACAGUGGACUGACUAAAUAACUGUAUUAUUGUACUGUUCAGUUUUAAGUUCACCCAUCAGAAGUGUUGAAACCAGACCUGCUUUGUAAGUGACUAUAAUACUCUGUCACUGUAUUCUGAUUUAAGUUAACCAGUCAGAAUUGUUGUGACAGAAUUAUCUCAUAGAUUUUUACCAUUUUGACAAUGAACAAUCUGAUAUUCUUGGUCUUUUUGUUAACCUUGUAACCUUCUUUCCAACUGUAUUUCAUUUGUGCCCCGAUGAUGCCUGAAUAAACAGGAGAAAGUGCUUAGUACUGAC